Brassica rapa (field mustard) is the source of this 789-nucleotide messenger RNA. RefSeq lists its product as uncharacterized. The record is from RefSeq and is a predicted model, not a curated record. Gene Ontology annotation, cellular component: nucleus; cytoplasm. Lineage: Eukaryota; Viridiplantae; Streptophyta; Magnoliopsida; Brassicales; Brassicaceae.
UAUUAAAGUAACAAAACAGCUAAUUCCUCUCUUUCAUUAUCUUUGACCCCAACUAUAUGCAUAACACAUGUACACGCUUUUGUUUGUUUGAACUAUACAUUAUAUAUAAACACACACGCGAAUCUUUAGGCUCACAUCUUCUCUAUCAGAUUUUUUGGGACAGCAACAAAUCUCAUUUUAGCUUCGGUUCCAAAUCGCUUAGUCAUUUUAGCUUCGGUUCUUCUUGAAGACCUGAGGGAUUCACGUUUUAUGUCAACGACGAUGGAGAGACCAGGCUGCAGCUCAGAUUCCGGAACUCAGCGGCAUCCCACUCGUCUACUAAAGCGACCUCCGUCGUUAAACAUCGUUCCGGCUCCGGCGAAUAACUGGACAACUGCCAUCCCUCUCCUCUCGCCGCUAGCUCUUUUGCCAGAAUCACCGGUCAACCAACCGCCGGUUGAGAACCAGACGAAAGCUAUUACUGCGACGGUUGCACCGGUUUUCAAGACGUGGCAGCAUCCGGCGGCGCCGUUUUGUUAUGAGCCAUCAUCGACGUUUGUUCCACCGUUUGUACCGGUUUAGAAUCAUUGUUUUUAGAUCCAACGGUUCAGAAAGUACAGUUUCCUUUCUUUUUUGGUUCUGCCUAGAUCAAACGGUCCAGAUUUACGCUUUUUGUUUUUAUUAUUGUGUGGUUGGAACAACGCGAUUUCCGUAUAGAUGACAAAUGAAAAGAUUAUUAAAUAUUCAUCUGUUUCUAGAUAAUGUAUGUUUUAUAUUUUUCACAAAUAUUAAAAAAAAAAUUAAUUAUCA